AGUAAUCCCACGUACUCUCAUUGAGCAUGCGCAAAGUGAGGUGCGUCGGAAAGGCGAGUGAACGUCAGCAGUUGGUAACGCAUCGACAAAAUCACAUCUUCUCAUCACUUCUCCGGUGUCUCCGGUGAUGAACUAAACAAAACGAGGCCUAUUCCAUGCUUCCAAGGCACCGGAGCAAAAUUACCGAGAUAAACACCUGAGCGCUCCCCGCGGCCUCACACUCUGAUGUGGUCUCGGCACUGGAUGCCCACCCACACUGGCUUAUGGACAGUGGGAGUUGGCUUGACAUGUCCGUGAGAAGAUCGAGAGCAGGAUGUCCAAAUGUGAGCUGAUAGAGCUGAAGGACCUCAGUGUGAAUGAUCCUAUUGAGCUGGCGGCCCGUGGGCCUCGCAACGCUCCAAGUCAGCUCGGCCACUUCCACGUUGUCCGACUGGUUGGGGACACAGUCAGCAUCGAGGCCCCGCCCGCAGAGGCCGGCAGCGGUCACGACUUCCAUCCCUACGGUCAUACUCACCUCACCUGGUGUGACCUGUGUGGAGAAUUCAUCUGGGGUCUUCAUAAGCAGGCUUUACGCUGCACCAAUUGCAGCUACACUUGUCACCACAGAUGUCGACCGCUCAUCCAGCUGGACUGCAGCAGCACAGACCGUCUGCCAGCAGAGCAGGUGGAUUUCUCCGUGGACUCCGUCGAGACGGACACCAAUGUGGAUGAGCAGACUGACUGGCGCAGGCGGGAGUUAAGCGUUGGUGAAGUCCAUCAGAAGGUCAAGGAGUACAACGCUCAGAUUAACAGCAACCUCUACAUGCUGGUGAAUAAAGACGGCUCCUACACCGGUUUCAUCAAAGUCCACUUUCAGCUCGUUCGUCCCAUCACCCUGCCGCCUCCUCAGAGUCCCACCCUGGACGAGCACGAGCACGGCCGACUGCUGCAACGACGGACGUCUUUCUACCUCCCCAAAGACGCUGCGAAGCACCUGCACAUAAGCUCCCACACGCGAGUGCGAGAAGUCAUCGAGGCCUUGCUCAACAAGUUCACGGUGGUGGACAACCCUGCCAAGUUUUCCCUAUUUGAGCGCUCCGACAGACACAAUCAAGUGUACAUGCGGAAACUGGGCGACGAUGAGCGCCCCCUGCAGCUGCGCUUGUGUGCGGGACCAAGUGAAAAAGUCCUGAGCCUGGUCCUCAAGGAGAACGAGACCGGGGAUGUUAAUUGGGAUGCAUUCAGCUUUCCUGAGCUGUGCAACUUCCUGCGAAUCCUGCAGCGUGAGGAAGAGGAGCAUGUACGGCAGAUAGUGAGGCGCUACGCUCACGCUAGAGACAUGAUGAAGAGGGCCGUGGCGAGGAUUUCCGCUCCUGCGUGACUUUGGGGCAAGUCGACAAGAAAUGAGGAAUUCCAGAGUCAAAGGGAAAGACUUGUUCUAAUAAAGUUUACUAAAACAAAGGCAGGGAUAUUGGUUUUACACUAUAUUUAAUGUGAAUGCGUGUUUUUAUGACAGCAGAAACUGGAUAGAGAGCCAUGCUGCUUUGUUUAGAUUAUUUAUAGUGAGUCAGUAGUCGGUUUGAAUAUAUGAAGUGAGAAAAUUUCAACAUUUUAGGCACUUUAGUGAAGCUGCAGAAAUGGGUGUCAUGACUUGUGUUUAUAAUGUAAUUAUCUAAUAAACUUUUGGAGGUUUCAUGAUUAUGUGAUUUUGGGUAGAGAAUGCCAAUAGCCUGUAUUAAAGCAGGGGUGUCCAAACUUUUUCCAGCGAGGGCCACAUACUGAAAAAUGAAAGGAUGCAAGGGACACUUUGAUAUUUUGUAAACAAACACAUAGAGAUAUGCUAAAAAGCUAUAUGUACAUCAAGAAAAAACUGCUUUUCACUUUUGUAAUCGAGGUGAAAUGCUACUAAAAAUGACGUAUUUUCCAUAAUACGAGUUUAUCCUUUAUCCUAAAAUUGCGACUUUUGUUCUUCAUUCGAUUUUGACUUUUUUCCUUAAUAUUUUUUUACUUUACUCCCAUAAACUUACAGCUGUUUUUUCCAUUUCUGCUGUUGUUUUUUUUAAAUUUUCCAACUAUUUCAUUUCAGCUUUCCUCUUGUAAAUUUUCUUCUCGCAAUCUUUUAAAACAAUAAUCAACGUUGUUACUAAAAUGAUAUUUUCCCACAUCUUUCAAGUUUAUAAAAGCGUUAUUGUGUUAUUAAAAGUAGAAGUUAAGUGUG
Dunckerocampus dactyliophorus (ringed pipefish) is the source of this 2197-nucleotide messenger RNA. RefSeq names its product Ras association domain family member 1 (gene rassf1). NCBI's taxonomy places the organism in Eukaryota, Metazoa, Chordata, Actinopteri, Syngnathiformes, Syngnathidae. The record is from RefSeq and is a predicted model, not a curated record. Gene Ontology annotation, biological process: Ras protein signal transduction. Gene Ontology annotation, cellular component: microtubule cytoskeleton; nucleus. Bases 314 to 1360 code for a protein of 348 amino acids. The transcript is spliced from 7 exons.